GGAAUGGCAGGUGCCGCGCCACCUUUCAGUAAUUUUGGCGGGUCGAGAAGUCCCUUUGGGCCGGGAACGCCUCCGACGACACUAAGCGAUUUGCCUCCGCAGAUGAACUUCGACAUGUCCUCAGCACCGACAGCAGGGGCGGCAGCCUACGGAUCCGGACAGCAAGAUCA
This is a messenger RNA of Amoebophrya sp. A120, 170 nucleotides long. The record is from the annotation of a GenBank genome assembly. NCBI's taxonomy places the organism in Eukaryota, Dinophyceae, Syndiniales, Amoebophryaceae.